UUGGCCGCAGAAGCAACGCUGAAGGGAGCGUUUGUUCGGGACGGGGAAACCGUGCCGUUAUGUCGAGCCUGUAACAGUUUGUACUACUCAUAAAACUGGACUUAAACCCUGCUGGAGGAUUUUUGUUUUUUGCCGUGCUGUUAUAGGAUGUCGAUACAGUCGCAUUUCAAUCGAUACAACGCCCCAACUGUGAAGUUUGACGAAGUGGAAGCGUUUAGUGUGGAAGGAAGAGAAGCCGCUGUGUUUGCUUGAGGAUCCGCGCAUACUCGGUCUGGAUUGCAUUCUCAAGAUCACAGCUGCAGGCCAUUUACUGAUGGGUAUAUACUGUGAGGCAACACUCCAAGGGAACUGCACCUCAUUCAGAAAAGACGAGAACUGUGAAAGAAUGAAGACAAGCUAGAUUCGCCAUAAAACUGUUAAAAGACUAGCUUUAUUGGACACAAACCUGGAUUCAAUGCACAUUCAGAAAAACCUGAAAAGUAGCUUUUCUGGUUGAAGAUAAUCUGCAAAAGAACACGGUCACACAAGUUAUCAGUAUGAGUGCCGAAGGAUAUCAAUAUAGAGCGCUGUAUGACUAUAAGAAGGAGAGGGAGGAAGAUAUAGACCUGCAUGUGGGAGAUAUUCUCCUGGUAAGCAAAGGUGCUCUAGUGGCCCUUGGGUACACUGACGGACUGGAACAGAGGCCAGAUGAGAUUGGAUGGCUGCCAGGCUUCAAUGAAACCACUCAGGAAAAGGGUGACUUCCCUGGGACAUAUGUCGAGUACAUCGGAAAGAAAUGGAUAUCUCCCCCCACACCCAAGCCAAGGCCCCUCAGACCUUUACCUGUUGCACCAGGUAACUACAAGGAGACAGACUCUGACUCUGAGCAAGGUUAUCUGUUGGACUUAACAGAACAGUUUUCUCCUCCAGACACGGCUCCACCAAUGCUGGCCAGACUGCUGCAAACUAUUGAGAAAAAAGGUCUGGACAAUCCCACUUUAUAUCGCACAUUUACUGCUGGUGCUGGCCAUGAAGUGAGGCAGCUUUUCGAAUGUGAUCCUUCCUCAGCAGAACUAGAUCAGUUGGAACUUCCAGUCCUUUGUGAUGGUCUGCACAGGUAUCUUCAGGAUCUUCCACAGCCCAUCAUCCACUCUGCAAUAUGUGCUCAAAUGGUCCUCACCACGAAAGAGGUGGUGAAUACUGAGGAAUGUGCCCAGCUGCUACGUCGCAUUGCCAGCACCCCGAGCCUGCCUCCGCAAUACUGGCUAACUCUCCACUGUCUGCUCAGGCAUUUCUCUAGAGUGUGUGAAAACGGCUCUAAGAACCUGCUCUCAGCUAGAACACUGGGCGAGAUCUUCAGCCCUGUGUUUUUCAGACAGCAAGCCACCAGUUGUGAACCCAGCCUGGAUGCUCACAUCAGGAUCAUUGAGGUUCUGGUGACCAGUGAAUGGAGUGAAAUGCAAGCUGCUCCAGCUCUACCUCCUAAGCCACCCAAGCCCACAUCUGUGACUAACAACGGUAUGAACAACAACAUGGCUCUACAAGACGCUGAAUGGUACUGGGGCGACAUCUCAAGGGAGGAGGUCAAUGAGAAAUUGAGGGACACUGCAGACGGUACGUUCUUGGUACGAGACGCCUCGACAAAAAUGCACGGAGACUACACUCUGACUCUAAGGAAAGGAGGUAACAACAAGCUCAUUAAAAUAUUCCAUCGGGAUGGGAAGUACGGCUUCUCAGACCCACUGACCUUCAGCUCAGUCGUUGAGCUCAUCAACCACUAUCGCAAUGAAUCACUGGCUCAGUACAACCCUAAGCUGGACGUCAAGCUGCUGUAUCCCGUCUCCAAACACCAGCAGGAUCAGGUGGUGAAAGAAGACAACAUCGAAGCUGUUGGGAGGAAGCUCUGCGAGUACCACCAACAGUACCAGGAGAAGAACAAAGAGUACGACCGUCUGUAUGAAGAGUACACCAGAACGUCACAAGAAAUCCAAAUGAAAAGGACGGCGAUAGAGGCGUUUAAUGAAACCAUAAAGAUCUUUGAGGAGCAAUGCCAAACACAAGAGCGGUACAGCAAAGAGUAUAUCGAGAAAUUUAGGAGGGAAGGCAACGACAAGGAGAUCCAGAGGAUCAUGGGAAACUAUGAAAAGUUGAAAUCAAGGAUAAGCGAAAUUGUGGACAGUAAGCGUCGCCUGGAGGAAGACCUGAAGAAACAGGCAGCAGACUACAGAGAGAUCGACAAGAGGAUGAACAGCAUCAAGCCCGAUCUCAUCCAGCUCCGCAAGACCAGAGACCAAUAUCUCAUGUGGUUGACCCAGAAGGGAGUCAGACAGAAGAAACUUAACGAGUGGCUUGGAAUCAAGAACGAGAACACAGAAGAUCAAUAUUCUAUGGUGGACGAUGACGAAGACCUCCCGCAUCACGACGAGCGGUCCUGGAAGCUGGGCAACAUCAACCGACCGCAGGCGGAGGCUCUCCUCCAGGGGAAGAGAGACGGAACAUUCCUGGUUCGAGACAGUAGCAAAGCGGGAUGCUACGCAUGCAGUGUUGUCGUGGAGAAUGAGGUGAAGCACUGCGUCAUCAACAAGACACCCUCAGGUUAUGGCUUUGCCGAGCCAUACAACCUGUACAGCUCACUGAAAGAACUCGUACUUCACUACCAGCACACAUCUUUGGUCCAGCACAAUGACUCUCUGAAUGUGACGCUAGCGUACCCGGUAUAUGCCCAGCAGAGACGGUGAGGGACCGUAAGGGAUGUAUGCAUUUGGACACAGAGAAAAGGCCUCAUGGUUGGAGUUGGAGAUGCAUUUUGUCCUGUGACUCCGUGUAGAGAACAAGGCUCUGGUGCCUAACUCGGACUCAAGCUGAGGAAAAAAGACGCAAUAAAGCCUGAAACAUUUCAACGACUUUGCCUGACCACAAGCCCGAGGCGAGUCUGAAUGUAGAUCUCUCUUUUUUGCUUUUUUGUGGGAGCACAGAAUGGAGCAGAAACUGCUGUUACUCCCCCAGUGGAGGACAUAUGAGGCCUUUUCCCAACGGUGCUUGUUCUUUUUCAAAGCUUUACCAGCCGGAAUGUCGAUUCGCAGCAGACAAACUCUUCAGACGAAAACUGUACUCACCGGCCACGACGUUCUUGUUUUUUUCCACUUUGUUUUUUUUCCCUUUUACUUCAUUUACGUGUGUCAUUGUUUCUGCACAAGUGUUUGUGUGUAUGUAGUUGUGAGCGUGCGUGCGUGUGUGUGUGUGAUUGUCCAUGUGACCAAAACUCAUAGAAUCAGGAAACUGUGUGAUGUCAGGGGCUGUGUAACACAUUCACUUGUGUUAAACUGUUCAGUAGCAAAACCAUGGAUCAGCUAAUAAAUGUAGCAAAAUGGCACUUUUAAACAAAAGUUUUAAUUUAAUUUUCUUUUUAAAAAGACUCUUACGUACUUAUAACAAAAAGAGCAGAAAGGACGAGAUGUCAGCACCUCCCCUUUGAACCGUUGAGCAUUAUAGUGCAGAAGUAAACGUGAUCUUUACUGUUGGCAGGUGAAACUAUGAAUGGACUUACUAUUUCAUGUACAUUUGUGAAAAUGUAUUCAGUCAUGAAUCACAGUGCACCAUACCAAAAAGGAUCAGUUCCUGUUUAGUUGUAAUUCUGAUCUGCUAUGCAAUUCUUUCUCCAUUUUUGUUUUUCCUUCAGAAUUGUUCUAUUCUGUUGCAACCCACAAUAUAAGCUUGUUUUAUUGCUUGUAAAAAAAAAUGUUCCUGUGUAAAUAUCCAAGAGGAUAUUUUGUGUCAAAAUGCCAAGAUACAGUAAAAAAAAGCUUAUGAUUUUUAAAAGAUAAUAGAAACACUUAUGAUUUACUUUAACAACUGAUAUACAGAUGGAAAAAUCAGUAUUUUAUUAGUCUUUUUUUGUUUUGCUUCAAACUAAUGUUCUUCUCAGGCAGAGCCUUUUGAGUGAUCGAGCUGCAUCAGUCUGUUGCAGCUCCUUGUCAAAACGGCAAAGUUGGAGCACUCGGAAUGGGGCGAUGGUAUUGUUAGGACCCUUCUCAACCACAACCAUGAAAGACAGUAUAGAUUUAUUUUGUUAUAAAAUAUAUAUGUUCCCACAUGAGAAUAUAUGAGAGUAUAGACCGGUGUUUUCGACUGAUAGAUAUUGUUCUUAAAGAUCACUAUACAUUUGUCCACUUAGUAUUUUUCUGUAUCAGAAAAUCACUGUGCUUACAUGGGUGGAUCAGCUCAUUUCAGAUACUCUGUAAAUCACUAUUCAAAGAGAACACGUGCCACGUGGAAUCCUCAUUUUACAUUUAUCUUUGUUUUUUUGCUUCUCAGCUGAUUGGUACAUGUGUGUAGGCCCAAUAAAACGGUGGCCACCACAACUUUUUUUUUCUCGUCAUCCCUUGUUAAUGAAAUCUAUUUAAUGUGAAAAGUUGCAAAUUGAAUAAUUCGAGAUAAAGACUAGACUGUCUUGUUCAUAGUACCGUGAAAUGAUUCAGAUGGUUUAUUCGUCCUGCAAAAUGUAGGCCUGGUCAGCACAGCAGCUGUCGAGCUGAUCUGUUCAUAUAUCUUUGCAUAACAAAUUUGUUGUCAGUGUAAUCUUGAUUAUCGCCGCCGCUGCCUUCGGCACAAGUAAAUAAGUAUUUGUAGGUGAAACGGGGUUUAUGCCUCCUGUCAAAUGAAAUGUGAACAACAAACGAUACCUGUGAUUGAAAUAAAGUAAGUGACAUUGCCACAUGAUGACAAAUCCCCCAAAACGGCAGGAUUGUUGUACAGCAACAAGUAAAAAAGUGUUGUAGAUACAUUUGACCAAUUAUUCAUCCAAGAUUAAUUAGUAGCACAUUGAUAUUAACCAUCAUUUAUCUUAGGUUUUUAUUAGUUCUGUCGAAGCCAUUAACAGAUGUUUUUGGAUUGUGUCAUAACUGACAUUUCUUCUAAUAGUAGUCAUCGUACUGAAAUUAACCUCCUCAACAACAGCUGGCAUGAAUUUUGUUAUUUGUUGUUCAAAUAUAUUCUUCACCAUUAUUUUUUUUCUUCGCCUCAAUUUCUGGGUUGUAUGAUCAUUUUAGGUGUUUUUUUUUUUAUUUUUAUUUUAUUUUUAAGGCUCAUCUUUUGUGUCCCUAACGUGAUAAUUGGAUAAAGAUUCACCAGUGUUCCCCAGUUUUGCUUCAAAAUCUGUAUUGGGCUUUGUUAAAAAAUGAAAUAAAACACUUCUUUAUAAAGCAA
Solea senegalensis (Senegalese sole) is the source of this 5184-nucleotide messenger RNA. It is a transcript of the gene pik3r1, whose product is annotated as phosphoinositide-3-kinase, regulatory subunit 1 (alpha). The transcript is spliced from 15 exons. NCBI's taxonomy places the organism in Eukaryota, Metazoa, Chordata, Actinopteri, Pleuronectiformes, Soleidae. Gene Ontology annotation, biological process: phosphatidylinositol phosphate biosynthetic process; insulin receptor signaling pathway. The coding region runs from base 537 to 2717 and encodes 726 amino acids. Gene Ontology annotation, cellular component: phosphatidylinositol 3-kinase complex. Gene Ontology annotation, molecular function: 1-phosphatidylinositol-3-kinase regulator activity; protein binding. The record is from RefSeq and is a predicted model, not a curated record.